AAUAACUCAACAUAUCAAAAAGCAAUCCCACAGAAGACCCCUUUCCAAGAAAUGGCCAUCACCAGAGCAAAUCUACCACCUCUCCUACGCGCCGCCACCGCACUCCACCCUCCCCACAUCCCCCACCAGAACUCUCCGACGUCCUUUCUCCGCUCUCACCCUUCCAACAUCCUUAUUUCAAACCCCCACUUGUUCUCCACUUUCCUCUCCCGCCGCGUCCGUCCACGCGCCGCCGCGUAUCCGAACCCACAAAACCUCCCAACCAUAUCCAACCCUUUAAACCUCAGCAUUACAGAUCACCACUUGCUCUCCCGGAGCGUGCACACAAACGCCACCGCUCUUCACAACCGUCGAAGAACUUUGGCUUGCGCACCAACUUUCGGUUGCAUUGCAGCAGCAGGAGGGAUAACACUCUUGUUCAAAAAUCGAGAAAAACCAAGAAUGUUGGCAACCGAAACUGAUCAUCUGGAGUUGAGGUUUCAUGGCUUACUAGAUAUGUACCGUGAGGGACACGGCGUAGUCGUUGAGGUUCUGGUUCGACCUAUUGAGGAGAACAAAAUUAGUAAUGCAGCUGCUAAAAAUGUUGGAGCCAAAAUUCCUCUGGAGUUGUAUAUCUCAGCUACUGAGGUGUUAGUUAAGCAACAUCCUGUUCUCACCGCCAUGCAAAGGAAUUACACAAUUCUUGCAGCGAAACAGAUAUAUUCCAAGGACAAUGAUAAAAUUCUUGCAAAAACUAAAUGCGGCGAAAUCAAAAUCUCAACCCCUGCCGAUGAUUUGUCCAAUUCAGAGUCUAAAAUAACUGUGUUCAAUUUAGACUCAAAAUUUGAAUCCAGAACCAUUCAACUUGUUUUAUUUACAUUCGAUAAAUUCCAAGACUUGCCAAAGUUGUUGGGAGAAGGACACUCAGUUUUUGUUAAGGGUUUUCUAAACCUAUCUUUGAAUUCGAUUAAGUCUGACGAGAUUAACACAGUUAGGUCAGACGAUAAUUGGCAUAGAAUUGUGAAAGGCAAAACUGAAAAAAUGGAAUAUCUCUUCUUAGCUGAGGCGAUAACAAAGGACGAUGAGAGGUAUAUGCCACGGGAAGGUGUUGCUGCUGCAGUUGGGCGGAAUACUGAGGAAUAAGAGAAAGGUCGUGGCAGAGAAGAAUGUGUAUCAAAUGUAUGUUUUAACAAACUUUGAUAAUGGUACAUGCCCAGAAUCUUUGCAGUUAUUGUAUGCCUAUUCUUUAAUAUUUGGUCUACGCACAAAGAAUUCCCAGCUUGAUUGUACUCGAAAAGAUUUCUCAACUCUCAUGUAGUAAACAACAGUUCUAGGUAUA
Molecule: messenger RNA, 1318 nt
Organism: Daucus carota subsp. sativus
Lineage: Eukaryota; Viridiplantae; Streptophyta; Magnoliopsida; Apiales; Apiaceae
Exons: 2
Coding region: 52-1122 (356 amino acids)
Biological process (GO): protein-heme linkage; cytochrome complex assembly
Molecular function (GO): heme binding
Source: RefSeq, a predicted model, not a curated record